Nothobranchius furzeri (turquoise killifish) is the source of this 6193-nucleotide messenger RNA. NCBI's taxonomy places the organism in Eukaryota, Metazoa, Chordata, Actinopteri, Cyprinodontiformes, Nothobranchiidae. The record is from RefSeq and is a predicted model, not a curated record.
AGAUCUGACACCAACAUGGAAAUACUUUGUCUGUUUUUGCUGUUUCAGAGAAGCCUUCAGCUCUGGUGUGAUAAAAGCCAGAUCACAGCUCAUGUAGGAGGAGAGUUUACGAUUGCCUGUCAGUACGACACCAGCAGGUACCUGCUGAGUAAAAAGUACUGGUGCAGAGGCUCCUCCAGGAGAACCUGUGAGGUUUUACUGGAUUCAGACGGCGUUACCAAAGGUUCCUACACACACAGGUCUCACAUUGUUGAUGCCAGAAGAAGAGGUUUGUUUGUGAAGGUCACACAGCUCCAGACUCAGGACAGUGGAGAGUACUGGAUUGGAAUUGAUAAAAUAUAUGCUGACAUCAUGACUUCAGUCACUCUGAAGGUUACUAAAGGUAAGAAGACACGUUAUCUCGGCCACUUUACUAAGUAUACCUCGACUACUGGAGGUUCUGGUCCAUACUGGCAUGGCAGCAUCAGCUUGAUCCAUGAUGAGAACCUCCUGUUCCACCAUAUCCCAAAUGUUGUGGACUGGACUGAGAUCUGCUUCAGUUUCCUGUUCUUUGCUGACAAGAGAGUCACCUGGUGUGUUCUUCUGCUGCUGGAGUCCAUCUGGAGCAGCUGCUGGGGCUCUCAGAUGCUUGGUAUAAACCAGUCUACAGUAUCAAAUGCUUUUGCAAAAUCAAUAGAAAGUGCAAGACAGCAUUGCUUAUUGUCAAGAGCUUCUUUGCUGACGUCUCAUGUCUUUGUGCCAGUUCCAGUCUCCAAACCCAGACUUUGGCCCUUGACCUCCCUGGUGGACAGACAGACGUGUUGGGGAGAAUCAGUAAUUGUGCGCUGUGAAUCUACAAAAGGCACAGACAUUUCCUAUGCCUGGUAUCAGCGUGUUCUCCAUGAGGACGUCCUGCAUUGUCAUUCUCCAUAUUUGAGCCUACACUGCAGCACGGUGACCAGCAGCACAGAUUACUUCUGUUCUGCCAGCAACAGCGUGGGCAGCGAGCAGAGCGACGUCCUGUCUGUGCAAGUCCUGGUGUCUGCAAACGGCAACUGCAUCUAUGCUGUUAACAUCCCAGGUGAGAGAUGCUUUUUAGGACUCAUCAAACCUCUGGCUUCAUGGUACCACAUGAUGCUGAGGUGUGAUGAUAUGAAAGCAUCAGCAUCAAACAUGUCUAGUUUAUCAGUGGAGAAAGCAGGAAGAGCAGCUACGACGGACUCAUGUUUUGUGGCUCUGGGCUCUGACUUCCUCUUGUUCCUAACUGACUCACAGCUCUUGUGUCAUUCCUCCUUUGACCAGCCUAUCUAUAACUGUCUGGACAGAAUGACCUCGACCACAGCUGAGACUCCGCCUCCUACAACCUGCAGAGAUGCCACAGAACUCCCCUCCAUCACCACAGAUCUGUUCAUACAAGCCAAUCAGACACAUCACAGUGUGUUCCUCAGCAGGACAUGGACUGGGGUCCCUCUUUGGUACACACUGCUGCGUUGGAGUUUGUUUGCGUCCUUACUCAUGGCUCUGUGUGUCGUUCUCAGAUGUUCUAAAAGAAGACUCAGAAAACACAACAGGAGGAGGAAAAAGUCUUCUGGUGGUUCUAAUAUUACCAAACUUCUCCGACAACAUUUCAAGAUGUGCAAAGACUUUGCAUCAUUGCACUAUUACUGCAACAAUACCCCGCCUCACAGUCUUCGGGCAAACACCCCGGACAGGUUGCCGGUCCAUCGCAGGGCAACACAGAGACACACAAGACACACAACCAAUCACACACUCACUCUUAAGGACUAUUUUAGCAAGACCAAUCAACCUGACUGUAGCACGGUAAAGGACCAGACUGGGACGUUACUCGAGGUGAAUCGUAAGCUGGACAGCGUUCUAGCUGCGUUAUGGAUUUUCUUAAAGAAGACACCAAAACACAACAGGAGGACUUUUGACCCUAACGGUCAUCUGUCGGCACUUGAACACAAAAGUAAUGCUUGCUUGAUAUCAUUUAGUGUGGUAGAAAAUUUUCCGGUAUCUUCUAUAAUCGCCUGGGAUCGGAAGUGUUCUGAGGCUGAGAAGAAGAAUAUGCAAAUAAGAUGUGCUCAAGAAAAGGCCAACAGCAGCAUCCCUUUUCUAGAGGACUUUUACACUGCCAGAUAUCCUAUUCCAUCAGCUGGAGCCCGGGCCUCUUUGCAGCUCGGAACACAUGUGACCCGGAAAACAUCUCUGGACAGAAGGGUCGGUGCUGCGGGCAUUCUACAACCUCAGUGCCAGAGAUUAACUGUGUCAGAUCCGGCCAUGGGUGUCACUGCCCUCUUGCUACUGAGCUUUCUUGGCCUUGCUAUUAUAGCUCAAGCUCAAGACUGCUCUAAACCAAUUGGAGGGCCUAACAUGUAUUUGAAGGGAGAUGCCAUUCUGCAAAACACAUUUCCAGAUGGCUCCAAAGUUUCUUUCUCCUGUAACACUGGCUACACACCUGCUGGAGGGUCUUCAUCCAUCACUUGUACUGCUGGGACUUGGAGUCGUUUGUCGCUGGUUUGCGAGAGGGAGAACUGUGGAGCUUAUCCUGAAGUGGAAAACGGGAACGUUGAUUACCCUAAGGGAGACACUCUGUAUGGUGACACGGCUAAAGUCAUUUGUAAUCAAGGUUACGAAAGCAAAACUCAAACUGUUAAUAAAGAAUUUUGGAACCGUGUGGUCGAAACUUUACUGACAUCUUCCAUAACCAUCUGCAAUCGGAGGUGUUCCGAGGCUGAGAAGAAGGCUAUGCAAAUUUUCUGUAGAGGUGAACACCCAGUCAGCUUAUUAUAUGAUACAUUGGCUUUCCUUACUGGCGACGAUCUCUGCGACUUCUUUGGACCGCACCCACUUCCGGGCAGCAGCGAGCUAACCGUGGAGGUUACCACCAGUGAGUCUUCGCGUGUAGUUGAGAGAUUAACUGUGUCAGAUCCGGCCAUGGGUGUCACUGCCCUCUUGCUACUGAGCUUUCUUGGCCUUGCUAUUAUAGCUCAAGCUCAAGACUGCUCUAAACCAAUUGGAGGGCCUAACAUGUAUUUGAAGGGAGAUGCCAUUCUGCAAAACACAUUUCCAGAUGGCUCCAAAGUUUCUUUCUCCUGUAACACUGGCUACACACCUGCUGGAGGGUCUUCAUCCAUCACUUGUACUGCUGGGACUUGGAGUCGUGUGUCGCUGGUUUGCGAGAGGAAGAACUGUGGAGCUUAUCCUGAAGUGGAAAACGGGAACGUUGAUUACCCUAAGGGAGACACUCUGUAUGGUGACACGGCUAAAGUCAUUUGUAAUCAAGGUUAUAAUUUGGUUGGUCAGGCAGAAAGCAGAUGUGACGAUCAAGGGUGGACUGGCAGGCCUCCUGUGUGUGAAGUGAUGACAUGUGACACACCUAAAACAAUUACAAAUGGCACCUAUGAUCCACUAAAAGAGCAAUACACAUUUAGAGACGUUGUGCGCUACACUUGUUUAAAUGAUAACGCUCUCAAUGGAGCGCCACUACUCACAUGUUCUGAAGAUGGAAACUUCCAGCCAGGUCCUCCAACCUGUGUCUGGGUUGAUUGUAAAAAUCCUACCAUUCCCAAUGCUGAGUUUGUUGAAGGUUCUCGGCCUCCACAUAGAUUCUCUGCUUCAAUCACGUACAGAUGUUUACCUGGAUUUGAGAUGAAGGGAGCAUCUACCAUAACGUGUAACAUUACCAGCCAGUGGUCACCUGGAAUCCCACAGUGCAUCAAAAAAACACCAGCAACCUCCAGGCCCACCACCACUACCACCACCACAAAGAAACCAUCAGUUACCACCGACCCAAAAGACCCCUCUGGUGAUGCGCAUCAAACCAAACCCUGGAUUAUUGGAGUGGUUGUUGUUGCUGUAUUGGUGGUUGUGGCCGGUGUUAUAUCCUAUUGCACUGGAUUUCCAUCGUUCCUCUGGAAGAAAAAAGGUAAUGUUGACUGGCCAUUGGUGGGUUACAGCGCCACCCAGAGAGACAAAGAUGCUGCAAAAGAUGAAGAGGCUGUAGCGCUCUCGGGUCUCGGGGGGGCUGGUGCCUUGCAGUCUCUGGGCAAGCAGGUGGGUUACACCCUGGACAGAUUGCCAGUCCAUAUCAGGGGAGAAAAUGCAAACUCCAUGCAGAAAGACCCCAGGCUGGGGGGUGGGAGCCCAGACCUUGCUGCAAGAUUAGCAAGAGAGCCAGCUGUGUCCAGACUGUCCUUCAUGAAGCUCGGAAAGAUCAAGUUGCAUGGAAUGACCAAUUAUAAACGUUUCUUGGCCGAUCUCAUCCACUCACAAAACAAUGGGUCAAUGUUAACCAUCAAGCUGAUUAACGCCGCCCAGAGAGACAGAGAUGCUGCUGAAGAUGAAGAGGCUGUAGCGCUCUCAAGCAGAGUCUGUAAUAAACAGUUAGCUUUAGCAAUGGCCAUCAUACAACAGAACAAGAGACGGUCCUCUAUCCUCUGUUGGCUCAUGAAGUAUCAGGUCUACGCUGGUGGCGGCAGCGCGCCCAUUAUUCCACUGUUUCGUGUAAAAGAAGCAGAUGUCAUCAUAACCAUAGAAGAAGAAAAAACGGAAAAAGAAGUAAAUAUUGCCACAACAAUAGAAGACUGCAAGCUGUGGGAGAGAUUGUUGGUGCUGAUUGUUGUAGCCCAGCUGGAGUUAGAUUAUUAUGAGCUCGAGUUUAGUUGGCAGGAGAACCUGCUGCCACCACGUCACUGUGUCAGAUCCAUCAUGAGUCUCACUGCCUUCUUCCUGCUGAGCUUUGCUGCUGCUGCUCAAGGGUUUAACUGUGGCCCUCUCCCAGAGCUGGCCCAUGGGAACAUUGACUACCCCAGUGGGAUUGAGACCGAUGCUAAAGCUGUGCUCACUUGUAAAACAGGUUUCAACUUAGUUGGUGGUCCGAACGAGAUCAUGUGUGGAGACCAAGGCUGGUUGAGCAGGUUGCCUGUGUGUGAAGCGGUCACAUGUUCACCACCAGCAGAUGUUGUAAAUGGCGGCUUCAGUCCCCAAAGAGAAGUCUACAAGUUCCAAGAUGCUGUGUUGUUCUCCUGUAAGAAAGGCUUUACGCUUAGUGGACAUGAACUAGUGACGUGCUCUGAACAGGGAACGUUCUCUCCCGCUCCGCCAACAUGUGUCUUGGUUGAAUGUGAAGACCCUGUGAUUCCAAAUGCUGAGUUUGUUGGUGGUUCUCGACCUCCACAUGAAUACUUAGCAACAGUGGAGUACCGCUGUAAAGCAGGCUUCACAAUGAUUGGAUCAUCUUCUCUGAAAUGUGGGAUGAAUAAUCGGUGGUCUCCUGAAAUCCCAAAAUGCUCCAGCAGUGGACAUGGUCUCGUGGGGGGUGUGGUCGGCGGGCUGGUAAGCAUCGCGGUCCUGGUGGUCCAGUUCUUCUGGAUGUAGACACGUCUUCCUUAGAGGAGGAACAUCUCGGGCCAACCUGACGAUGCUCUGUGGAGUUUAUGCACUUUUUUAGAAAUGAGCUUGAGAUGACAACUGAGACUUGCAUCAACACAACUCAGUCCCAUUAUUAUUUUGAGCAGAGCUUUGCUGCUUAGCCACUUCCUGAGGAUUUCCGUGGGGAUGUUUUAAAUUCUAACCCACAGCUAGGCCUUCUAAUGCUGUUGUAUAGAGAGACUUAACGUUUCGAUCUAUGAAUGUAUAUAUUUGCUGUGAAAUUGAUGUUUUUCAUUUCAAACUUUGUACAUGCAAGCUAACCAGAAAGUAUUGACUUGUGUAACUAAAACGGAAGCGCUGCGUGAUUCAGUGUUGUUUUGUAUAACAGAGGCUCAGUUUGAAAGGAAGUAGGAGGAUCUGAACCAAUGAUGCCAAAACAAAUGAUGUAUUUUAAAUGCCUUCAUGCAAAAGCCACGAGCUUCAGCUUGUUGUACGUCAGACGUUUGCUUAUGUGUGGGCUUUUUAGAUGGUAUUGUAAUAGUUGGAAGGUUUUAGUGGGAAUUUUCUGUGUGAUACCAAUACCUGUGCUUUAAAUAACUAAUUGUAAACUAAUCUCAAGUUUCAUAAACCACCAACUAAUCAAAAGAUGUAGAAUAGUGGCGCAGAGCCCUGCUGAUUGUGUUCAGAUGAAUCUCUGAUCCAUGCUCUGGCUCAGAUUUUUAUUUAUGAAACAAACAUUUCAGAGGAACCCAUCAUUUAUGUCAUUCUGAGCACGUAUUAAUUGUGUAUAUUGGCUUUUUUUUUAACAAUUUGCUCAUUAAAGUAAAUCUAGAGAACAAAA